AUGGAGAAGGGUGCGGGGUCAUGUGCUGGCGUUGUGGGGCUGACAUUGGAGUGCGGCACGGGGCAUGCCCGCACCAUGCGAUGUGUCGAGUGCUGCUCCAACGGCGCCCACUCUGCGUGGUCGGCACUAUGGAGCACCUCCACAACGCCUCUGGUGAGCAACAAGGCUUUCAACUCCGGUUCCAAGUCGCUCACCUUUGGUCAGUGCGACCUCUCCCUCUUCGCCCACGUCAUGCACGCGAUCAAGACUGACGCGGAAGCCGAAGGGGAGGACCUGACGCAGUGGGAGUUCGUUGACCUGGGCUCAGGCAUGGGCCGGGUCGUGUUUGCGGCUCACCUGCUAUGCUCCUUCCACAGGAGUGUGGGGAUCGAGCUGGUGCAGGACCUGCACGCGAUCGCGCAGGCCAAACUGGAAGUGUUCCUCCUCGAGCCGAAGGGAGAGGAGCAGCAGCAGCAGCGAAUACGCUUCGUCCACGGCGACAUACUCGAGCAGGACUGGGCGGAAGGAGGCGAAGAAGAGGGAGAGCGGAGGAGGAAGAAGGUGAUCUUCGUCACGAGCACCUGCUUCACGGACGAGCUAUUCGAGCGGGUGGCGCGCAAGGCCGGUGGCGGGCUGGAGAAGGGCGGGUGGCUGGUAACCUUCACCAAGGAGGUGCCGCCCGCGUGGGGCCUCCCGUUCGUUCUACGGCGGCGCUUCUCUCGCGUCAAGGUCAACUGGGGCUCGGUCAGCGUGUUCCUCUACAAGAAGGAAGAGUGCUGA
Messenger RNA from Acanthamoeba castellanii str. Neff, 759 nucleotides. RefSeq lists its product as uncharacterized. Gene Ontology annotation, biological process: regulation of cell cycle. Lineage: Eukaryota; Discosea; Longamoebia; Acanthamoebidae. Gene Ontology annotation, molecular function: histone H3K79 methyltransferase activity. The coding region runs from base 1 to 759 and encodes 252 amino acids. The transcript has 5 exons. The record is from RefSeq and is a predicted model, not a curated record.